Messenger RNA from Dreissena polymorpha, 2061 nucleotides. Its product is annotated as mucin-2-like. The transcript has a single exon. Bases 1 to 2061 code for a protein of 686 amino acids. NCBI's taxonomy places the organism in Eukaryota, Metazoa, Mollusca, Bivalvia, Myida, Dreissenidae. The record is from RefSeq and is a predicted model, not a curated record.
AUGCACUUCCUGGGACGCAGAAGACAAACGUUGGCGCCUAAUACAGCCGACGGCGAUGGAGCAUUUCACAACACGACUACGGACAUCCCCGGUUUGGUAACACCUGUGGUUAUAACGACAACCAUGCAGUUAGCGAACACAGAAGAAACGGAGGUCAUCCCGGACAUAUUUCUACCAAGAGAAGAAGUUGUGCAGACUGCAACUCAUAAACCAACACUGGAAAGGACCACACCUAUGUUAAAACUAAAAGAACUUCACCAACACAAAUUUUCAAGGAAUAAAACAAGAACUGACGUCAAUAAUAAUGGUUCACCUCAAUCAACCACUGAUUCCCAGCAUUCGACCACUAUAACAUCUAUAAUACAUUUGCUUGAAGAUGGCAGUUUUCCAACGGUCAGACGCCAAUUAACGCCAACAACCCCGAGUUUAGGGUCGGACGGUACAGAACCUACCAGCGAACCUUCGAUGCUUUUUCAAGAAAUAACGGGUGCAAAUCCGCGAACAGUAGACAUAAAUAUCACAUUUCUACCACUUGGAGCUACGCCGGAACUUAAUCCCAAAACACAUUCGCUUGAAGAUGGCAACAACCAAUCGGUAAGGCCGAAUUUAAUGCCAAUAACCACGGGUUUAACCUUAGGAUCGGAAAGAACUGAACCAACCACCGAUCCUACGCUACUAGUUCGAGACAUAACGGAUUCCAACUCGAGAACGAUCGACAGUAAUAACGCAUUUCCACCCUUUGGAGCUACGCCAGAAAUCAAUUCCAAGCUGAAGUCGCUUAAAGAUAACAAUACCCCAACGGAUAGGUCGCUUUUAAUGCCAAUAACCACAAGUUUAAUCAUAGCAUCCGACGGACCCGAACCAACCACCGAUCCUACGCUACUAGUUAGAGACAUAACGGAUGCCAGUCUGCGAACGGUUGGUGGUAAUAACGCAUUUCCACCGUUUGGAGCUACGCCAGAAAUGAAUUCUAAAACGCUUUCGCUUAAAGAAGUCAAUGACCUGACGGUCAGGUCGCGUGUAACGCCAAUAACCACGACUUUAAUCUUCGGGUCGGAAGGACCCGAACCAAGCAACGAUCCUACGCUGUUAUUUCAAGGCAUAACAGAUGCCAGUCCGCGAACGGUAGGCACAAAUAUCACACUUGAACCAUUUAGAGCUACGCCGGAAAUGACUUCCAACAUAAAUUCGCUUGAAGAAGGAAAUACCCCACCGGUCGACCAGCGUUUAACGCCAACAACCACGAGUUUAAUCUUAGAGUCGGAAAGAAUCGAACCUACCAACGAGCCUAUGCUGUUAUUUCAAGGCAUAACAGAUGCCACUCCGCGAACGGUAGACACAAAUAUCACACUUCCACCAUUUAGAGCUACACCGGAAAUGACUUCCAACAUAAAUUCGCUUGAAGAUGGAAAUACCCCACCAGUCGACCCGCGUUUAACGCCAACAACCACGAGUUUAAUCUUAGAGUCGGAAGGAAUCGAACCUACCAACAAGCCUACACUGAUGUUCCAAAACAUAACGGAUGCCAAUCCGCGAACGGUUAAUCAUCCCAAUGAUUCAGAAGUGGUUGACAAUUCUUUUGUUACUGACCCCCUUUCUCAACAAGAUCGUAAUGAAAUUGUUGCACCGUCCAAACUUCGUUUUCCGGGACCAGAGAAACGAGCUGAGAAAAGAACCAAGAACGCAACAAAGAGUGCAACAAGCAAGACAACUGAAAUUAUUUACAGACCGCAAAAUGAGAAUAUUCAAACGCGCAGGGUUGUUUUGGGACCAUUAGGAUCGUUAAUUUUACCAAGAGCUCCUCCAGCCUUGCUUCAUGUUGGAACAUUUCCGGUUUUUAUAACACAACAGACAUACUCUUCGGGCAGUUCCGGUCUGCGUCUUCUUCCCGGAAAUAUGAUUCUCAAACAAAUAUUUCUGCAUGCCCCGGCGCCCUAUCCAAUAAUAGAUGGAAGUGGUCAAAGGUGGAUUUCAUGCACAUUCGGCGGUCAAUGUGCGCCUCACUCAAGAGGUUUCAAUCAACCUACACAUGUUCUGCACGUUGGAUUAGACGAUAAGUAA